GGUCGGCGUGUGGGGCCCGAGCGGGUGCGGAGUUGCUUUGUGGGACGGCCUAGAGGGCGGGCUCCUUUCGGAGUCUUUAACUCAAACAUUCACUCCGCGAACGUUCAUCGAACUCCGGUGUGCCGUUCUCGGCUUUUGGGUGCCGGCCCAAUAUGGGCCAAGCACGGUGAUGGGGCUCGGAAGGGAGGAUACGGGAAGGUGCUAGUGGGUCGCAGAGAGACACAGAGUAGACUUUUUCUGCCUUUGUUACUUUGCAUGCACGGUGUCUGAAGUGCCCUUUUACGUGGGGAGGGUGCGCUGAAGAUUUAUGCUGAAACGCCAUCUGCUCGAGAUUUGACUAAUUGUUCUCUCCUCUCUCUGGCUGUUGGACGCGCGCCUUUCCGGAGGAUGGGGGAGGUAACCAAGGUCCUGAGCUGUUACCUGAACUUGUGUGAACAGAGCACCUCAACCUUUGCUUUCUAGCACUCGACCACACCCAGCAAAGCGUUCACUUUGUGGUUCUCAGUUUCGUCAGCUGGUGGUGCUUGUUCCAUACAGUACAAUGGGGGGCGGACGGCGGACGGACACCGAAAUCUUAUGUAAUCGCCACUGUUUCCUAUGCUGUCCAGUGGCUAGCCGUUUUUAAAAGUAAAUUUUUAUCAGUAAGGGUUUCUAUUGAGGGGCUGGGGAUGUAACUCCGUGGUGGAGCGCUUGCCUAGCGUGCAGAUCAGCGGAUCAGCUGAUGCUUUGGGUAUGUCAAAUAUAUUAUUAAAAGUUAAUUUCAGGCCGGCCACGGGUGAAUCACGGUUCUAAGCCAUCCCAGGCAAAUAGUUUGAGAGACCCUAUCUCGAAAAAAACUCAUAACAAAAAAGGGCUGGUGGAGUGGCUCAAGGUGUAGGGCCAAGUUCAAACCCCAGUACCAAAAAUAAUAAUUUGAAGGGCUGGGUGGUGGGGCUAAAUGGUAAGAGUCUUGCCUACCAAGUGUGAGCUCCUGAGUUCAAAUCCCAGUACUGCCAGAAAAAAAUUUCAGGUUGGGGGUAUAGCUCAGAGGUAGAGUGUUUAUCUAGCCUGUGCAGGGCCCUGAGUUCCAUUCUCCAUUCCCCCCAAAAUUAAUUUCACCUAUCAUAUGGCUAUUAGGAAAUUUCAGGUUGUACUCAUGGCUUAGUAGGGGACAGUACUGCACUAAGGGAUCUUAAGAAGGGCUAUUUAGGGAAUCUCGUUGAGACUUCGGAAAUCAUCUGUAACCUUGGAGUUGAGAGACUGGAUAAAGAGCUUCCAGACAUGGAGAAACAACCCUAUCUUCUAACAUUAAGUAACAUUCAUUAAGUUUUAACUGGAUGCUGUGUGAGAUUCAUGGAUUAAUUGAGCUAAUGCGCUGAUAACUGUAUGAUAGGAGAUGUAAUUUGCUGUGAGAAACUUAAAAAAAGAUGAAUGACACGUCCAAGGUUACAUAGCAAAACCUCAGAUCAAACACAGGUCUGCCAACUCCAGACUCAGCUUCUGGAUUAUGUUCACUGAUUGUCCAAGAACGCCUGGUAGGUGUCCAUAGUAUGUUGCUGUUUUAAGGUAAAACAGUGUGAAAAGAGCUUAUACCCCUGGAAAGGAGCAGUAAAGGUGAUACUCUGCCCUUUUCCACUCAGUUGUCCAAAGCCAGGUGCUCUUCUCAGGUCAGAACAUUUAUUCAGCAGCAUUUUAAAGUACCACUGAAAGCAGGACCCCAUGGUGUGCUGUGUCUGCCUCAGUUACAGGCCGUGGAGGGAGGUGAAGCAGGAGUUGAGUUGAGCACCUUGAGCCCUUUGCUUACAUUUCACUCUCUGGAAAUAGGACAUAUGAGGAGUUAGCAGUUUGUAACCAUUAUCAAGCCCUUGCUAUAGCCCAGGCACUUUGCUAAACUUUAAAUACCAAGCAGUAUCUCUCUCAGUUCCGAUGUCUACUUUUUCCAUCUCAUCUUAUUUUUGGAAAAAUAAGCCACAAAAAGGUUGAAAGAACGAAAGCACAAAGUCCUGAGUUCAAACCCCAGCCCUGCCAAAAAUAAAUUAAAAAUUAAUACAGUUGUGCCUACCUGACUUGAAAAGUCACAUUUCACCCAUAGUUAUCAUUUGUCUAGUUACCUAUCGCUUACUUUCUUAUAUUUUCAAAGUAAAUUGCCUUGAUGUCCCUAACAUGCCUGAUAGGUAGGUAACUCAUUAACAAAAGUUCAGUGUUUGCAUCUGCUACUUUUAAAUCACUUUACUGCUUUUUAAUGCACCUGUGGAACAUUUUGCAUAUUUGUGCUUAGGUGUGAAAUGUUUUGGUGCUGUUUUUGGUCAAUCUCUGACUUUUGCUCUAGUCAUGUCAUCAUUCAGAUAUAGUGGUAAGACAAGAGAGAUGUGAUCCUGUCAGGAGAUUGACUCUUGUUAGGUGUUUCUCUAUUCUGCACAAUAGUAUGGUGCUGUAGUAUUGAAAAGACUAUAGAGGGCUUAUCCAAUUUAGGAGUAAAAUCUGGUAUUGUGUAAUCACUAAUAUAAGUGAACAGUCGCCAUCCCUGUCUCCUUAAGAAAAGACAUGCCUAAGUUUUGUGGUUUUUUCUUGUUCAAAAAAGAAAAAGACAAACUAUGGUGACCUUCCUAUACCUCCUGUGGGGUAGAAAGAACUCCCUGAGGAAAUAGUGACUGUCCCCUGAGUGUUCUGGCUCUGUGGACACUUGCUGCUUACUGUGUUCCCUUGUUAUCUUCUUGUGUGCUCAUCUUUUUAUUGCAAAGUGGAUUUGUUGUCUUGCCAAUUCGUUCACUCUUUAUUUAAAUCCUUUUAUCUUGUUAUUAGGCUGCUCUUUGGCGUAAAUUGCAAUCGAUUAGGGAUCGUUUCUCAGACUCAAGUUAGAAGUGAGAGUUCAGAUAAGUGAGGCCGCCAUUGCUGCUUUGAACACCUCAGAAGGGGAGAAUGGAUUUAUCAGGAGUGAAAAAGAAGAGCUUGCUAGGAGUCAAAGAAAAUAAUAAAAAGUCCAGCACUAGGGCUCCUUCUCCUACCAAACGCAAGGACCGCUCUGAUGAGAAGUCCAAGGAUCGCUCUAAAGAUAAAGGAGCCACCAAGGAGUCAAGCGAGAAGGACCGUGGCAGGGAUAAGACUCGGAAGAGGCGCAGUGCUUCCAGUGGAAGCAGCAGCACUAGGUCUCGUUCCAGCUCAACUUCCAGCUCAGGAUCCAGCACCAGCACUGGCUCGAGCAGUGGCUCCAGCUCUUCCUCUGCAUCCAGCCGCUCGGGAAGUUCCAGCACGUCCCGCAGCUCCAGUUCCAGCAGCUCCUCCGGCUCCCCUAGCCCUUCUCGGCGCAGGCAUGACAACAGGCGGCGUUCCCGUUCCAAAUCCAAACCACCUAAAAGAGAUGAAAAGGAGAGGAAAAGGCGGAGCCCUUCCCCUAAACCCACCAAAGUACAUAUUGGGAGGCUUACUAGGAAUGUGACCAAGGAUCACAUUAUGGAAAUAUUUUCCACCUACGGAAAAAUUAAAAUGAUUGACAUGCCUGUAGAAAGGAUGCAUCCUCACCUAUCCAAAGGCUAUGCAUAUGUGGAGUUUGAGAAUCCCGAUGAAGCUGAAAAGGCGCUGAAACACAUGGAUGGAGGACAAAUUGAUGGCCAGGAGAUCACUGCUACUGCUGUGCUUGCCCCCUGGCCUAGGCCACCGCCUCGGCGAUUCAGCCCCCCCAGGAGAAUGCUGCCACCACCUCCCAUGUGGCGCAGGUCCCCACGGAUGAGGAGAAGGUCACGCUCCCCAAGGCGCAGGUCCCCAGUGCGCAGGCGGUCCCGCUCUCCCGGCCGCCGCCGCCACAGAAGCCGUUCCAGCUCCAACUCCUCUCGAUAAGCAGGCCAACCGAAGCUCACCCUGUAAUUUAUGUGCCACCCAGCUCAGUUUUGUCACUUCUCCAGCCAAAGGAGGAUCAGUCAGGCUUCAAAAGCAGCAGUUGAGACGUUUCUGCUGCAGGCGAGUUCUAGCUGCCAA
Messenger RNA from Castor canadensis (American beaver), 3951 nucleotides. It is a transcript of the gene Rnps1, whose product is annotated as RNA binding protein with serine rich domain 1. Gene Ontology annotation, biological process: mRNA splicing, via spliceosome. The record is from RefSeq and is a predicted model, not a curated record. Lineage: Eukaryota; Metazoa; Chordata; Mammalia; Rodentia; Castoridae. Gene Ontology annotation, molecular function: RNA binding. Gene Ontology annotation, cellular component: nucleoplasm; ASAP complex; cytoplasm.